Messenger RNA from Antechinus flavipes (yellow-footed antechinus), 5971 nucleotides. Its product is annotated as N-acetyltransferase 8-like. The transcript is spliced from 2 exons. Bases 3112 to 3849 code for a protein of 245 amino acids. Gene Ontology annotation, molecular function: N-acetyltransferase activity. NCBI's taxonomy places the organism in Eukaryota, Metazoa, Chordata, Mammalia, Dasyuromorphia, Dasyuridae. The record is from RefSeq and is a predicted model, not a curated record.
GGAAGGCCCUCAAGGUUUCUGUCCAAAACAGAAAUAAUCGCUAUUUACAUUUACUUUUGAGCCAUUUGGGGCCCAAACAUGUGAGUAAUCAGUUUUCAAAGUCAAAUGCUGCAGAAAUGUCUUAAGAGAAUGAGGGUGAGGAAAUGGUCAUUAAACUUGUAGAUUAGGAGGUGAUCUUAAGGCAUGCACCUUUAAGCUGGAAGCUAGCAGGAGGUGGAGGAGCAAAUGAGUGGGUGGCGAAACAAUGAAUAAAAAAUAUUGAUAUCCAGUUAGGUGACACCCUAGGACUUUUUUUUUUUUUUAUCAGAGAGAAGAAAUAUAUACAACCUAGCUUUUUUUUGCUGAAGCAACUGGGGUUAAGUGACUUGGCCAGGGUCACAAAGCCAGGAAAUAUAUUUGAGGCCCUCAGGUCCUCCUGACUUCAGGGCUAGUGCUCUAUCCACUGCACCAACUAGCUGCCCCACAGCCUGGCUUCUUAAGCUGUAAUUCUUGACCCCUUAUGGGGUCUCAUAACUGAAUGUGGGGAUUGCACAAUUAUGAUUUAUUACCAGUAAAUGUUUGAUUUAUAUACCUGUGCACUCAAGGCGGCAUAAAAAUUUCUGUGGCAAAAAGAGGUCACAAGUGGGAAAAGUUAAGAAGCCCUGAUACAGCAUUUGACUUUUAACCAUGUUCUUCUUUGACUAUUUUUUAGUCUCUUUUGCUCUUUCUUUAUCUACAUCAUACUCUCUAAUUAUGUGUCCUUUAAAGCUUUGUCAUGGGCCCUCAUCUCUUUUCUCUUUCAACUUGGUGACCUCAACAGUUAUGCAGAUGAUUCCCAGAUCCACCUGUUUGGUCCAGAUCUCUCUUCUGAGCUUCAGUCCAAGCAUCACUAACUACAUGAUGGAUAUUUCAAACUGGAUGUCCUAUACCCAUUUAAAACUCAACAAGCCCAAAGCAGAAUUUCUCUCUAUUCCUCCUCAAACUGUUCCCUUCUGCCCCUUAUUGUCUAGGGGAUCACCAUCCUUUGGGGUACCCCACAUUUGUAAGUUUCGUAUCAAGCUCAACUCUUCUUUCUCCUUUACCUACAUAUCCAGUCACUUGUCACAUCUCAUCAUUUCUUUCUCUACCACACCUCUGGGAACUGCCCCCUUCUCUUUACACACACACACACACACACACACACACACAGAGUUGCCCACCUAGCUCAGGCCCCCAUCAUUAGUAUUAGACAUGUGGACAAGAGUCCACCCAAACCAGAUUAAAAUAUAAUCAGGAAAUACUUAACAAAAUUAAUACAAACACAAUCAAGUAUAGAUUUAGUAUAGAUAGUUUUAAAAUUGAGGCAAUUUGCAGCCUGCAGGGAUCCUUAUGUAUGAUUUAAUGACCCUGUUUCAAUUUUAGUUUGACACCACUGGCCAACCUAUUGUGAUAGUCUUUUCAUUGAUAUCUGUGACCCAAAACUCAACCCACUCCAGUCCAUUUUCCAUUCAGCUGCCAAAGUGAUUCUUUUACAUCGCUCAUCUGACUAUUGUCACCCCUUGUCUCUCCCCCACUCACUGUUCCAGUGGGUCCCUUUUACCUCCAAGAUCCAAUAAAAAGUUCUUUGUUUGGCAUUUCAAGUUCUUCCCAACAUGCCCCCAUCCUUCCUGUCCAAUCUUCUUCCACGCUGAGUGUCCUAGAUUGGUUUAUUGCUCCUCCUAACACAUGACGCUUUAUUUCCUUAUCCUGGGACUUUGUACUCCCCAUCCCUGGAGUGUUUUCCUUUCCAACUCAGCUCCAAUGUCUUCUUGGGGAGGCCUUUGUCCCCAGCUGUGAGGGCCGUCCCAUCUCAGAGUCCUUCCUUAUACUCUAUUUCUCCCCUGUGGUCUGUCUUAUAUACCUUAUGUAAAAUUCGAAUGGCCUGUGGCUAAUAACAAAUGCUUAUUGCUGGAGGAUAGCUUGAGGGUCAAAUGAAGGAUGUGGUUUGGUUUGUUUGUUUUAGGUUUGGGGUAAUUGAACCUGAUAAAUUGGGGACUAAUUGGUGGGGAAAGUUCCUCCCAAAGAUAGCCUCGAGGCACCAGGGGAAGGCUGCCCAUAGUCUGGGCUCAGGCUUCCUUUUCCUGGGCUUAUUGAGACACAGGCACAAACUGAUAACUGUGGAGUUGGAGGCAAUGUCUGGGGGCCUCUGGGCCUACUCCCUCCCUUUGCAUUUGAGGAAGUUGAAACCUUGAAAGGUUAUGAUUUAUCCUGGAUUACCCGAGUAGUAAGUGACAGAGGUUAGAUUUGCCCUGAGAUCUUAUGACCUCAAAUCCAUAAUCUUUCCCCUGUAUCAGAAUGUUAAGUAAAAUACCAAGUCUCUGCUUUGCUAUCUUUAUUCUUGAGAAAAUAGGGAAUCUUGAUUCAGAAGUAAAUCCUCAGUUCAUUCAACGAAUAUUUAUUGGGGGAUUACUGGUGCUAGGAAUUAAAACCAAAAUGAAAUUGCCCUUGUCUUCAUGUUUACAAAUAACGAAAUGGAAGGUUUAUUUGAAAAAAGAGAAAGCACUAACCAUGGGGGGUGGAGGGCAGAUCUUGGAGAAAAUCCAGGAAGGCUCCAAAGAAGGAGUGGUGUCUAAACUAAGCUUAGAAAGACUAUCUGGGACUAUCUAGACCCUGAUAAGAACAGAUGGAGUGGCGUGUUUGGGGGAGCCCUGGGUAGGACUUGUUAGAGUUCUGAAAUUCUGAGAGAAGAUUGGAAUAAGAAGUCCCAUCCACUUAGGGAGGAAUAAAUGCUAGCCGAAGAGGUGGGAGGGAGCCCCUGAAGGUUUUGGGAGGCAGGUGGAGGGAGGCUCAGACUUAGGCCUUGGGAAGCUGACUUGGUGGCUGUGGGAGAUGGCUGGCAAGGAGAUGGGCAUGGAAUCGGCAGGAUCUUUUACAGGCGCCAAGCUGAAGGUUGGAGGGGGUUGAAAAGGGUGGUAGCAUUUGCUGCCCAGGCCAGUCCAGCCCUCCUGGUUUCCUGACUCAUCUUAUCUCCCUCUAGUCCCUGCAUGGAGGGAGGCUGGCCUGGAUAUCUUUACUGCUUGAUUUCAGGAGUGCUCCAGCCUCAUCUUGGCCUGAACUCAGCCCCCUCUCCACACUCCCAUCAGGAAGAAAAAAGGAACAGGCCUGGGCGCAGGGAUGGAGGCCAAGCCCACAGACCUCGCCGAUGGUGCCGAUGGUGACGGGCCUCUGCGGGUUCAGGUACGGCCAAAGGCCACGGGGGACGAGGCUGCCCUUCGGAAGCUCCUGGAGGUGGUGGCGGCCGAGAUGGGGUCGGCCCUCGGAGCCCGGAUGCUGCGGCGGCCGUGGUUCCUGCUGCUGCUGGGAUGUGGCUUCACUCUCCUGGCAACCUCAUCCCGUUCCCUGUUGCUGCCCUUGCUGGUCCUGGCGCUAUUCCUGGCUGUUGGCCGCCCCGCGUUGGCUCAUGCUUGGGCUCUGUACGCUCACCAAGACAUGAGUCUUGGUCUGAGGGCUCCGGGGGCCCCAGGGUUUCGGUUCUGGGUGGCUGAGGACACAGAUGGCAGCGUGGUGGGAAUGGUGGGUGUGUCAGGGAUUGGGAAGAGUGGAGAUGGGGAGCUGGAGCUGAGGUCCCUGGCUGUAAGCCACGAGCAUCGGGGUCAUGGGGUGGGCAGGGCCCUGUGCCAGGCUGUGCUGGCCUUUGCCCGCGGCUCCCCUGGCUGCCGGGUCGUGGUGCUGGACACACAUAUGCUCCAUAGUCCUGCCCAGAGGCUCUUCUCCAGCCUUGGCUUCCACCCAGGCCCUACAUGCCUGCAGCCUACACUUAGUGGGUUCCUGGCUGACCUCCCUGUCACUCGCUACCACUAUUCCCUGACUGGCAACAGAACUGAAGAUAACAGCCCUGCUGGUGAGGACUGAACCUUCCACUUGUCAGCCAGGGCCUGAGCCUCCCACCCACCAAUCUGCCAGCCCAGAGAUGCCUGUGCCUCCAGGGAUGGAGGUCCUCAUGUCAGCUCUGCAGCCUUGAGACAUAGGCGGUGAGCCUGUAGUCAGUGGGCACAGAGGUUGGGAGGAUGGCUGAGGGGCUGGAUGUGGCGAUGGGUGAGAGUCAGGGUCAGACGGGCCUUCUGAGAACAACUGUCAGGACCUGAGCUGAGAUCAGGGCUGGAGAGGGCCUUCUAAUCAAUCUGGCAUCUGAAGGAAGACAUUGAGGGAUUCUGGCCAUCCGGGGGCACCUGGGAUGGUCACCACGUCAUCCAAGGUUUGGCCGAAAGAACCUGUCCCAGCUACCCCCAAACGCAGUGGACCAUCUCGGGAGAUAGUGGAGUCACCAUUUCUCAGGGGCCUCAAGGAGAAACUAAAUGAUCCUUUGUCAGAAGUGUAAAGGGGAUGGGGAAUGGUCACAGAUUCUGGGCCUGAGGGAGGCCUGAGGGAUUACAGACGUUUUAUAACUACUUGUUGGAUUGGGGCUUGGACAGGGCCUAAGAAAAUAAAACCAUUCCCGACCUUGCUCAGCUUUGUCUCUCUCUCUGUUGGACACUUUUCAGAGGAGCAUUAGAGAGGAAAGUAGGCACCGGUGUUUCCUUCUCUUAGAGAUGGCGGAUUCGGUUGUGUCCACACUGGCCUCUGCCCCAGCUAAGCCUGCACCUGUGAAGCACCCACCCUUGGACCUUAAGUCUCAUGGAGUGGAACCCGUUCCCAGGGAUCCUCCCUUAGGGUCGGGGCAUUCGCCUUUCCCUGCUCAGGUUUUCUGAUCACUCUAACCCUGAAGGAUGCUUGGCUCCCUGGGCUUCCCCACAGGCCUGCCAGGGUGGAAAGACCAUUUGUAGUAUGCGCCAACGCUUAGGAAGGGGAGCACAAGGCGAGGGAGCUCUGGAUCUGCCACGGGAAGCGUCGCUUGGAUGCUCUCGGGUUGGUGCUUCACCAGUCCCACCGCCCUCUGAGCCUCUGCCAGAAGGAGAGUAAUAAGAGCUCUCCUCUCCAGAGCUAACUGGGCACAUGGGGAGCAAAGUGCUUUGUAAGUCAAUUAGCAAGCAUUUAUCGUCCGGCUGGAACCGGGCUGGGAUGGGUGUGCAGGGAACGACCUCGGAGAGAUGGGCUUCUGGCUGUUGCUGCGGUCGCUCAUCACCGCGUGCUGCUGCCGUCUCCUGGCACCUGCUCCUAACAUCUCUGCCCUUCUUUCCCUUCUCUCUGCUGGCACCGGGCCCUUUUCCAUGUCACUGAGUGCUUUCCAUUUCUUUCUAGGAGAACAGACUCGGAAGGUUAGGUUUUAGAUAAAAAUCUAAAGCAAAAACCUCACCUCAGGCUGAGCAGCCUCUGAGUCUGACCUAGAGGUUCUUCCAGGUGCAGAGGGCUCCACAAGUCACCCACCCCCUUCUCUACCUCAGCCAAGAGAGAAUGGGCUGCAGGCAUCGGCCAGAUCCGGUUUGAUGGGCCGAGCUCUUCGAUCCACAGGAAGUGUUCUUUCCUGUCCUUACCUUUCCUGUCCAUGGGGAUCUCACAUGGGAAGCUCCCUCCAUAUCUACUGAGCUAGCCAUUGGAUCCCUUCACAGGCCUGGGAGAGGCUAGAGUUCCUGUGGGCCUCUGAGGCCUGGGCUUGUCCCUGAUCCACAUCUGCUGCUGGCCAAGGCUCCAGUAGCUCUGGGUGGGGUGCACAUUGAAUCCAGCUGUCUCUGGGAAAAUGUCAAGGAGCUGGGUCAGGAGAAGGGGACAUGGGAGUACAGCCAGGGGUGGGAACAUCUGUGAAGUAAACCCGUUUCUGUUUCCUCCAGUUUAUGUCCUUGUUUAUACAAUGGUGGUGAUCAUGGCGGGUAGGGGAAGAAGUGGAGACCCUUAAGCCCACGAGCCAGGCCCUUGGGAUCUGAGGAGGUAGGACCAAAUUUGAUGUGGGUGUUUUGAUAGGAAAACUAUUCUUACUUGGACCACUAAAGAGAGACCCUUCUGGAAUCUCGAAAACAGGCUGUUGAGUGGAAUCUUUCCCAGGUAUAUGAUUCCUAAAUCUGUAAUUUUGUUUUUCCUUGCAAAUAAACCCUAAAAAAUG